CCAAGGGACCGUCGCCGUCUCGUCGCCUCAGCGUCGAUGUCUGGGCCCAGCCCGCGCUGCCGCCCGCCUUACCUUCCGUCCCUGUUCGGGCCUGCGGGAUGUUCAUUUUAAAGAUUCUGUGAGGAUGAAAAGGGAUCUCUUAUGGCUUUAUGAAAUAUAGAGCAAUACUGUCUGACAUGACGGCAAAAAAUGUUGGUGUGACUUCCACAAAUGGAGACUUGAAAGGAUUUAUAGAUCAGAACCAGAGUCCAACAAAAGGUAAUAUUUCAGUAAUCACAUUGCCAGUUUCCAGCACCAACUCUCCCACUAAGAUUUUGCCAAAAACCUUGGGACCAAUCAAUGUGAAUGUUGGACCCCAAAUGAUCAUAAGCACCCCCCAAAGACUGGCCAGCUCAGGGAGUGUUCUGAUCGGGAGUCCGUACACCCCAGCUCCAACCAUGGUCACACAGACACACAUCACAGAGGCGUCUGCCUGGGGCCCAGGGGAGCGAAAACGGACUCAAGAAAUUAUAGAGUCAGAUUUUUCAGAAAGUAAGAGAAGCAAGAAAGGAGAUAAAAAUGGGAAGGGUCUGAGGCAUUUUUCAAUGAAAGUUUGUGAAAAAGUUCAACGUAAAGGAACAACUUCAUACAAUGAAGUCGCUGACGAGCUCGUAUCAGAAUUCACAAAUUCUAACAGCCACCUAGCAACAGAUUCACAGGCUUAUGAUCAGAAGAACAUUAGACGGAGAGUUUACGAUGCGCUCAACGUCCUGAUGGCAAUGAACAUCAUUUCAAAGGAGAAGAAGGAAAUCCGAUGGAUCGGCCUUCCCACAAACUCAGCUCAGGAGUGUCAGAAUCUAGAGAUAGAAAAGCAGAAGCGGAUUGAAAGGAUAAAACAGAAGCGAGCCCAACUGCAAGAACUGCUACUGCAGCAAAUAGCAUUUAAAAACUUGGUACAAAGAAAUCAGCAAAAUGAACAGCAAAAUCAAGGCCCUCCAUCUUUGACCUCCACAAUACAGCUGCCUUUCUUAAUAGUCAACACUAGCAAAAGAACAAUUAUAGACUGCAGCAUAUCAAGUGAUAAAUUUGAAUACCUCUUUAAUUUCGAUAAUACUUUUGAGAUUCAUGAUGACAGCGAGGUGCUGAAGAGAAUGGGAAUGUCCUUUGGGCUCGAAGCAGGCAAAUGCUCAGCUGAGGACCUGAGAACUGCAAAAUCACUGGUGCCAAAAGCUUUGGAAGGCUACAUCACAGAUAUGUCUGCGGGACUUUCAUGGGUAAACCAAGGGUUAAUUUCAAGUUCAGCACAAGCAGUUUCCCAUUUUGAGGCAGCUGGAAGCACAUAUGAUGCUAAAUCAAGUGAGAAUGCAGGGUUGUGUUUGGAUGCUGAAGUGGCCUUAGCAACGGGGCAGCUGCUUGCCCCGAGCAGCCAGCAGUCCAGCAGCGCAGCGUCCCGGGGGGAGACGCCCUGCUCCUUCAACGAGGAAGAUGAAGAGGAUGAAGAUGAGGAUUCUUCCUCCCCAGAAUGAGGACAGGAGAAAAUGGAAUAUACAAAAUGCUGCUCAAAUAUUCUUAAUGGGAGUUCCUGUUUGGAUUUUACUGGUUUCUUGCCUUGAUUUGCACUGUGUUUGGUGAACUAAAAUGGAAGCUUCAAAACAAGUUUAUCCAUAGCUGAAAUUGAAGAAUUGUGUAACUGAACACAGAGUGACAUGCAGAGACAGAGUAAAGUGGGUUUUAUAAACUAUAAAUGAGGAAAAGAACAAAGUCCCUGGAGAUUUGGCAAAGUAAACCUUAAGAUCAUCUUUUCCAUUUUGGGACUCGAGUAUCUGUCUUCCCCUUGUCUUUUUCAGAUGGAGGAGAAAACAGUCAGUCAGUAAAAGCUGAUUCUUGUAUUGUCUUUUGGCUGUUCUGCCUUUAGAAAAAGGGGGAGAGAGCACACACAAAUGUGCUAAAAUCAUUAUUUAAAACUAUCUUGUAUGAAAGUGGUUAUAGGGAAAAGGGACUUAAAAUGUUUGCUUUUUUUCUGUUCAACUUGCUGUAUAGAAGAUUCUUAAAGUAAUAUAAAUUGCAAGUGAUUAAAUGAAUUUUGAAAUAGUUUAUAUCCAUUUUAGAUACUCUAAAAGUAACAGGAAGCAUUAGUAUAAAAGGUUCAUAUGUUCAUUUAUAUUGCAGGCCUAAUUUAUUUUAAGUGAUUAUUCUUAGCCAUUAUUAAAACAGUCAGGAAAAAAACCAGUAUUCUCUGCACCAGCUUUUUUCAAGGAAAAUAAGUUUAAAAAUUGUAUUUCUAGAUUACAGCGUAUUCAGUGUAGCUUCUCCUUUAUUGUUCUAACUUUAUAUAAUCCCUUUGAUAUUAGAAAAAAGGCCUCCCACUAUGUUAAGGAUCUCAGGCAGUGUGUUUUCAAGGCAGCCUUUUCAAAUUUGGGGUGGGCAGGUCACAUAACUUUUAAAGUCAUAGGCUGAGGUUCUUAGGGAAAAAAUUAAAUUACAACAAUACAUUGUUUCAU
Molecule: messenger RNA, 2480 nt
Organism: Melospiza georgiana
Lineage: Eukaryota; Metazoa; Chordata; Aves; Passeriformes; Passerellidae
Gene: TFDP2
Product: transcription factor Dp-2
Exons: 13
Coding region: 150-1505 (451 amino acids)
Biological process (GO): regulation of cell cycle; regulation of transcription by RNA polymerase II
Cellular component (GO): nucleus; transcription regulator complex
Molecular function (GO): RNA polymerase II transcription regulatory region sequence-specific DNA binding; DNA-binding transcription factor activity, RNA polymerase II-specific
Source: RefSeq, a predicted model, not a curated record